Molecule: messenger RNA, 1044 nt
Organism: Fonticula alba
Lineage: Eukaryota; Rotosphaerida; Fonticulaceae
Exons: 4
Coding region: 1-1044 (347 amino acids)
Source: RefSeq, a predicted model, not a curated record
AUGUCUUUCCUCUGGCCGUUUGUCAGCCGGCCAUACCUGACCCGGCGGCCGGCCUCGACGGCAUCGCCAUCGGCAGAGCGUCCCUCCGGCCCGGGCGUCGAGGGGACGAAUGCUCGCACCUCAUCGACGUCAGCCUCCGCGGCCCUGCCACCGGACCUGGUUGACCUAGUGUGCCGCUAUGCCGCAGAUGGCUGUCUCGAGGACUGUACCAUCAACCAUACGCCGCACCUGGGGCAAAACCUCAACACGGCCAAUGUCUCGCUCGACCUUUCGUCUGUAAACAUCGCCUUCGACGAGGCGUCGCAUGCGAUUUUCUUCCUGUCCAUCUGCUUUCUGGUGUAUGACCUGUUUGUCCAGCCGCUGCCGGCGAGACCGGCCGGCUGGGCAUACGACUUCCCCCCGCACUUGCCGCGCUUCUGCACCCUGCGCGAGCUGGCGGCCCUGUCGCAGCUGCUCUACAUUGCCAGCAUCUGGAUUGCCCGGCUCGGGGAUUUCCGCCGGCUAGAGUACUUUGUCACCUCGCACUUCACGGUCCUUUACCCGGGCGAGCCGCUGGUCGGCACGGCUACCCAUGCCCCGGCAGGCCCCGGUGCCGGUUCCUUGGCUGACCUGUCGGCCUUCCUCAGCCUCGGAGCCUGGCGGACACGCGUGCGCCCGGUGCUCACAUUCUACGCGUGCUGCCUGACCCGCGUGCCGAUGAUCAUCCUGGUGCAGCAUGCCACCGGGGGGUUCCUUUGGAAGUUCCUCACUUGUGCCGUGAGCCCCCUGCUGGCGGCCAUGUACCAGCGCAUGUUCCUUAUCCCGGAUUGGGCACCGGAGCUGGUGCUGGUGCGAACUGGCGCCAGUGUCAGCCUGGGCGGCUUUCCGCCGGUGGUGAGCUCCUUGCUGCUCGGAACCCUGACCGGCGCGGUGUUUAGCUUGCUGCUCAGCCUCCCGCGGGCCAUCUUCCUCGGGCCCAUCUACUGGGAGGAUUUCCUCCGUCGGGGAUUCGUCCUGAAGCACGUCAACAAAGACACCGUGGGUAUCGGCCGAAUCACCAGCUAG